Molecule: messenger RNA, 543 nt
Organism: Miscanthus lutarioriparius
Lineage: Eukaryota; Viridiplantae; Streptophyta; Magnoliopsida; Poales; Poaceae
Source: the annotation of a GenBank genome assembly
AUGGAAUCAGCGGAAGCAAAGACGGGGGAGCCGGUCGCCGACGUGGAGAAGCAGCAGCCGUUGCUGCUGCCUCCCACGGCGGCCGAGACGAAGGCGCCGUCGGGAGACGCCUGCGACUGCGACUGCGAGGCGUUACCCCGCGCCUCGCCGACGGCGACGCGCACGCUGGCGUUUGUGGUCCUGGUGGCAGGCGCCGCCUUCGCGGCGCAGCUGGCGGCGCGCGAGGAGUACGUGCUCCUCGCUGUCUUCGCGUCGCAGCUGGCCAGCUUCUGCCUGUUCACGUCGCUGCUGGCGCUGUGCGCGCUCCCGGAGGGCAGCGGCGCCGGCGUCUGCGGGCGCCGCGCGAGGUGGGCGGCCAGGGCGGCCGGGCAGGUGCUGCAGUGGUCUGUCGCCAUGGCGGUCACCACGAGCAUGGCGUGCUGGGUGGUCCAGAGCGCGCCGGUCGCCGUCGGGGCCGCGCUGCUGGGGCUCGCCCUGGCCGCCGUCCUUGCCUGCCACGCCGAGCUCGUGCGCGCCCUGUGGCCCGUGCAGGGGCCUCGCUGA